Messenger RNA from Rhizophagus irregularis DAOM 181602=DAOM 197198, 558 nucleotides. RefSeq lists its product as uncharacterized. The record is from RefSeq and is a predicted model, not a curated record. Lineage: Eukaryota; Fungi; Glomeromycota; Glomeromycetes; Glomerales; Glomeraceae.
AUGUCUACUUCACAAGCUACUGUUAAUCCAGUCGCAACAAUCGUGCAACGAUUAAUUACUAAGGGAAGAUUUUUUCAUAGUACACCAAAGGAUAAAAAUUUUUUUUUAAUAACUUACAAAAUUGUUCAAGAAAAUCCCGAUUUUUUAAAUGAUAAUGAUCCUGAUUAUAAUUUUAAUUACGAUCAUGAAUUUUUUUAUCAAUAUUAUACAACGAAUUACUUUGUCAGGUGUAAAUUAUUACCUCAUUUAAUUGUUGAAGAUUUACUGAAUAAUGAGCAAUUUGAUAUAAAUACACGGAAUAAUGAAACACCAUUAUCUCCACAACAAAAAUUAAACCUUGAAGAAAGCUUAUAUAUAAAGCUUUAUUUACCUCCUCUUAACGAAGAUGCCGUAGAUAUUCAAUUAAUGCAAGCGAGAGUUCACAAAGAUUACCCCAAAGGCUCUUCGUCUGGUCCUUCUACUACUCCACCUUUGACCAACCCUACCAAUAAACGUACCAGAGUCGCUGCUUACGACUCUGUCAUGGAUGUUGAUAAACCUCUAAUGGUUAUGAAAUAG